Molecule: messenger RNA, 2907 nt
Organism: Vespa velutina
Lineage: Eukaryota; Metazoa; Arthropoda; Insecta; Hymenoptera; Vespidae
Gene: Not11
Product: CCR4-NOT transcription complex subunit 11
Exons: 1
Coding region: 713-2080 (455 amino acids)
Biological process (GO): negative regulation of translation; mRNA catabolic process
Cellular component (GO): CCR4-NOT complex
Source: RefSeq, a predicted model, not a curated record
AGAACUUUAACCGAUCUACCAAGAUAAUUAGCGAACGCAUGAUAAUCAACGAUCGCGAUAUUUUGAGACUCCGGGGACGGUUCCCCGGAGCCGUCCAAGGAGUCGCCCAUCCCGAGUCUUAGACUCUCUCAAAGUAUUUUCAAAAACGUUCCUCAGCGGGCGAUCCUUCGAUCCCCGCUUUCAGAAUGAACUGUCAGCUCCACGAACUUAAGAAAAUGGAAGACGAGAAAAGAGUUAUAGAUUUAUAGUAUCUAUGAAUAAUGAUCGAACUGCCACCAAACGGUUAUUAACUUAAAGUCUUCCAACUAUUUUAUCAACAUACGUACGAUCUUUUUCUCAUUGAUAAAAAACACGUUUAAAAAAGUUUCAAACGAUGAUAUUUACUUUUUUAUACUUUGAUUUUUCUUCCAUCUUUUAUAUCGAAUUUUAAUAUUGGGCAUCGUUGUUUUCAAUCACCUGAUUAGCGGAGAAAUUCACAAAGCUAUUUCCAUGAGAACAUCUGUGUUCAAACUUUAAUCGGAAAGGUGCGUUUUAAAGAUGGAGAGAUCAAGUUUAUUUUUAUAAAUUAUACGAAAAUUUAAAUAUAAAUAAUUAAAUGUAUAUUCAAGAUUUUUUAAAAUAUUAUUUGCAUUAUAAUAUGACUGGACAAAUGUAUAUUAUUGAAGAAAAUUGAUCAUUAUUUCGUUGUAAUUACCGUGUAAAAACGUUCACGAUGACACUGGCACCAAAGGACCUAACCAAACUAUUAGAUAUUCUUGAUGAGGAAAAUAUGGACACUACCUUGGAAAAUCUUUGCAAUCAGCUUCAUCAAGUAUUCUCCAAGGAAGAUCGCUUUAAAGUUGGAAUGACGUUACUUCUGUUACUGCAACAUAUUGAUUUGUUACCAAAACAUGGUCAACGAAUAAUGGCCUUAACAAUGUUGUUUGAUUUGUACAGAGGAGAGCCAUUAGCUUCUACACCAUUUGCAACAGUUUUUGUUCAAGUGUUGAAACCACAAGAGGAUACAACUAAUGGUGUUUCGAUAACUAAUUUCUCAGGACAUAUUCCUGUACUUUCUGAAUGUGAGAAAAACUUACUUAUUAAUUUGUUAGGAUAUAAUCAAAAGGAAGUAAUGAAGAAAACACCGCGCCAAUUAAUCGUAGAUGAUCUCUAUUUUGCAUCAACACCCCCAAUAGACUUAACCAAUUUGCAGUUGCAACUUGCCGAAUAUCAUUCUGAACUUCCUUCCAUAAGUAAAUGCGGCAAUCCAAUUAUAUUACCAGAUAUGGAUCACUCUAAGAUAACAGGAUCCGAUAAAAAGAUAUUGAGAAACGUUGCAGAAAAUCUUAUUGUCGGAGAUCCACCAUUAUGUGCUCAAAGUUAUAGUCCUGAAUUUUUAAGAUUGGCUCCACCUCUAUAUCAUUCUAUCAAUGAAUUAGCAUGGUUUAAUGUCACAGAUCCUUCUGAAUUUACUGUGGAAUAUGAUAAUAGUAUGUGUGUUUCCAAUUGUGCUGGAGCUGAAGCACGUAGACUAAUGGGCAAAGCUUUCAAAAGUGUUUUGACACUUCAACAACAACAGCAUUUAGUUAAUGAAUUAGAUAGGGAUCCAAAACUGGUUUAUCAUAUAGGUCUUACACCUGGAAAAUUGCCAGAUUUAGUAGAAAAUAAUCCAUUAAUUGCUAUUGAAGUUUUAUUAAAACUUAUGCAAUCUAGCCAAAUAACAGAAUAUUUUAGUGUUUUGGUAAAUAUGGAAAUGUCCCUUCAUUCGAUGGAAGUUGUAAAUAGGUUGACUACCACUGUGGACUUGCCAACUGAAUUUGUUCAUUUAUACAUUAGCAAUUGUAUAUCUACCUGUGAAACUAUAAAGGAUCGUUAUAUGCAGAAUCGACUUGUACGUCUAGUUUGUGUAUUUCUUCAAUCUUUGAUUAGGAAUAAAAUCAUUAAUGUUCAAGAGUUAUUUAUUGAGGUGCAAGCAUUUUGUAUUGAAUUUAGCCGUAUUAGAGAAGCAGCAGCAUUAUUUCGUCUUUUGAAACAACUUGAAUCAGGUGACAUAGGUGGAUUAAAUGCACCCCCUACAAAGAGCAAAAUAGAUAUGUGUUAAGACAAUACCUUUCUGUUGACAUAUUUUUUUCUUUAGUUAACAAUCUGAUUUUUUUUUUUUUUUUCUUUUCAUUUUUAUUAUAUUAAAUAAAUAUAAAAAUCAUGUUUUUGAGAUAUGUUUUAAAAUGACAUACUCAUAGAGUUUUCGAAUCUAUGCUAGAGAGAUCCUGUAUAUUAUUAAUGCACAAAUCUAUAUAAUUAUUUAUUAUAUUUCUUCCAGCAAUGACACAUUGUAUUUAUUUAGAUAUCUUAUUGUAUUGUGAUUAAAUUCUAUAUUUAAUGAAAUUAUUUUUAUUUAAUCACAGAAAAUGAGUGAAUAUAACCGAUUACGCUAUUGUACAAUUAUUUCUACAUAAAAAAGGAAGGAAUACCUGUUUUAUAUUGGCAGCCCAUCAUUAAGAUGUUUAUUUUAUAUUAUUCUGUCAUUUUCAAAAAUGAAUAAUGUACAAAAUACAUAUGUGCCAUUAUGUAACAAUGUUCAAUGAACAAGGUGUACACUCUUCUUAGCAAGUAGUAAUUAUGUUACUGUUUGUAUAUUUAGAAUAUUUUUAACUUGAAUUAUUACACAUCUCAGUUGUAUAUUACAAAAUAAAUGUCUUUAUAUUACUUGUGUGUUUUCCAGUAACAAUUUAAAUUGAUUGUAUAUUAUAAAUUGUUGUUUUACACAAUUUAAUACAUAAAUGUACAAUGAUAUUUUGAACACACAGAAAUUUAUGAUUUUACAAAGGAUGUACAUACUUAUAAUAAUGUAAAUUUCAAAAAAGCGCUUACUAUGUUUUUUAAAGCUUGAACCAUGAAAAGUACGAUUAAAGGUAUUUUUAUGUUUCA